Molecule: messenger RNA, 1891 nt
Organism: Syzygium oleosum
Lineage: Eukaryota; Viridiplantae; Streptophyta; Magnoliopsida; Myrtales; Myrtaceae
Exons: 7
Coding region: 220-1173 (317 amino acids)
Source: RefSeq, a predicted model, not a curated record
GUUUUGGACGACUAUUUAUUUUCAUCUUUUAUGGGCUGAUCCGGCCCAUACUUGGCCAACUCACGGCCCCUACAUUUCCUUGGCGCCAAGUGCUUGUUGGGUUACAUUUCCAAGCUGGUCCGAGGUUUCUGCGUUUGUCUGUCGAAUCCAAGCAGAGCCCCCUUCCCCUUCCCCUUCCCUGCCCCCCCUUCCUCGUCUGUCUGCCGUCGAGCUGAGAAAAUGAGCGAGGCGGAAGCGGAGUACUUCUCCAAGGACUUCGACUGGGACGACCUCAAGAACGACGUGGAAGCCGACCCUUCUCUCCGGCAUCACUUGCUUCCCUUCCCACCGACCUCUGCGCCGAUCCCUCCGCCGCGGGACGUCUCCGGCGCCUGGGGCGGCUUCCACGCCCGUCACCACACCGGAAAGUUCUUCAAGGAGAGAAGGUACUUAUUGAAGGAGUUUCCUGAGCUCGUUUCGUGUGGGAAGAAGAACACUAAGGUUUUGGAGGUGGGCUGUGGCAAUGGCAGCACCGUUCUUCCCAUUUUGCGUGGGAAUGAGGAUGUCGUCGUGUAUGCUUGCGAUUGUAGCGGUGAAGCUCUCGAGUACGCGAAAGAGAUGGUCGACACGUCGAAUGUGGCCUCGAUUGAGCGUCGCUUUCAUCCAUUCCUUUGCGACUUCUCUCUCGAUGGUUUCCCAAUGUGGUUGGCUUGUGGUCCAUGUCGAGAGACUUCUCUACACAAGCAUUGUUGCUCUUCAGAAGCCGAAGAGAAAACUGAAAUGCCCUUGAGGGGAUUCGAUCUGUCCAAAGAUAGCUCUUGUCUUGGAGGUGUGGACUUCAUUACCAUGAUAUUCACUCUAUCCGCCAUACCAUUCCAGAUGAUGCCAAAGGCUCUCGCUGAGUGCUUCUGUGUUCUAAUACCUGGUGGAUUGCUUCUAUUCAGAGACUAUGGUCUUUAUGACAUGACUAUGCUUCGAUUUGAAUCGGGAAAACGAGUGGGAUUCCGUGAGUACAUGAGAUCAGACGGAACUCGGUCUUACUUUUUCUCCUUAGAGAUUGUCCGGGACCUUUGCCUUCAUGCAGGCUUCAUCGAGCUUGAGGUUGAAUAUUGUUGUAUUAAGUCGCUGAAUCGACGGAGUGGGAAGAGCAUGCGCAGAGUGUGGGUCCAUGGAAAGUUUCAGAAGCCCAAGUAAUCUUCAGUCUGGGGACUGAAAAGAAAGCUCUAACUCCUGUAGAUAUUUUGCUCGAUGGCGCGAAUCAGUCCUCGCGAGUGGAAUGUGCUCCUGGUCAAACAGAUAACAUUUUGGAAGCCCGAAUGAUGAUUUCACGCUCUCGUAGACAGUAACUUUGCAAGCAUUACUGUCGAGCUUGAUUUGAUAUCGCGCCACAUUCUCUGUCAGAAGGAGCAUCAACAAUCUGUCCAUGGGCAGGCAAAUACCCUCCAUCGUUCCUACUUAAAUGGAUGACCGAUAUUCUGUGUCCAAUUUUGCAGGUUCUUUUACUUCAAAUGAAUGGCUAUCUUAUCAUCUAUUAAACAUGCCAUUUCUGAAUGCGCACCGUGUACCAAGAACACGCCGUGGAAUGAAGGGAUGCUCAUCUUGACAAGGGGCAGGCUUCAAUUUUAACGACCUGCUUCUUAGGGAAUAUAAUAAGCUCUGAAGGUUCCUGUAAGUUUGAGUAUUGUAAGUUUUCGCUUUCUGAUUUCAAUUCUUAGUCUCAGUUUGUACUAAUGUCGUAGGUAUUCCAAUCAUAUUGAUUUCAUCGAAGCAAUUAGUUCAAGAUUUUGAAGAAAAUAUGAUUAUCCCCGUAUAUUCGUCGUGUUGGAUACAUUCGUAAAAUUCAUUAUACUCGAUUGGGCGUCAUCCUGCUGUACCGAUUCGUAUACAAGCAGUACACAAGUAGUUAAGCUUA